Odontomachus brunneus is the source of this 1513-nucleotide messenger RNA. Its product is annotated as BTB/POZ domain-containing adapter for CUL3-mediated RhoA degradation protein 3. The transcript has 4 exons. The record is from RefSeq and is a predicted model, not a curated record. Bases 98 to 1195 code for a protein of 365 amino acids. Gene Ontology annotation, molecular function: protein binding. Gene Ontology annotation, biological process: protein homooligomerization. Lineage: Eukaryota; Metazoa; Arthropoda; Insecta; Hymenoptera; Formicidae.
ACACUCUCGAUACUUUCACAUACAUCACGGUGUCGAUCUGCCGUGGCUGUCAUUCGGCGCAUUCGCCGUUAGUUUGCGCGUCCUGUUCCCUUAUCAGAUGUCAGGGAAUAUAAAGCAGGAGCAGCUGCUUAUCGAUGCGACAUUCAAAAGCCUCGUAACCAAACAUCAUCACGUCAUUUCGUCGCGAGUGCGAACGUCUGCGGAUGUCUCUUGGUUACACGCUGCACCUGAUUGCUCAGCUAGAUCGAUAAACGAUCCUACUUGCCGUCACCGUUCAUACACGCUCUGGCGACUGCUUCAGUCGCCAGGAUCCGUAAUGUCGGGUGAGCACAAGACGGUGAUUAAGUAUCCCUCUGAGUACGUUAAACUAAACAUCGGUGGCUCGCUUCACUAUACCACCAUAGGCACCUUGCAGAAACAUGACACGAUGCUGCGCGCUAUGUUCAGCGGCCGCAUGGAAGUGCUCACUGAUUCCGAAGGUUGGAUAUUGAUUGAUCGUUGCGGCAAACAUUUUGGAACGAUUCUUAAUUUUCUACGAGACGGUUCAGUCCCGCUUCCAGAAAGCACGAAAGAAAUGGCGGAAUUGCUCGCCGAGGCGAAAUACUAUUGCAUUAGCGAGUUGGCUGAGUCCUGCGAACAGGCGCUCCUACGAAAGGAGCGCGAGGCUGAACCCAUCUGCAGGGUUCCUCUCAUCACCUCUCAGAAGGAGGAACAGUUACUUAUAAGCAACACUACCAAGCCUGUGGUCAAACUGCUCAUUAAUAGGCAUAACAAUAAAUAUUCUUACACAAGUACGUCAGACGACAAUCUACUAAAGAACAUAGAGUUAUUCGACAAGAUGUCGCUCAGAUUCAGCGGUAGAGUAUUAUUCAUCAAGGAUGUUAUUGGCUCCAGCGAGAUUUGUUGUUGGACAUUCUACGGACACGGUCGUAAGGUGGCCGAAGUUUGCUGUCAUUCAAUCGUUUACACAACCGAUAAGAAGCAUACAAAGGUUGAAUUCCCCGAGGCUCGGAUAUACGAGGAAACGUUAAACAUUCUGUUGUACGAGCAUCGGAAUGGCCCGGAUCAAGAGUUAAUGCAGGCAACGUCGUCGCGCGGUGCGGUUGGCAGUGCGCUACCAUGCACAUCCGAUGAGGAAGAAGGGGAGCGUUCAGGCUUGGCGCGCCUUCGCUCCAACAAGCAAAAUACCAACUGACCCAAUGUUGUCCUCUUCAAUCCGUCUCAUCCCGCAAUCCUUAGCGUCGUUCGCUCUUUUAAAAUAUGUGUCAAUAUAAAGUAAGACAAAACUCCAAACACUUCCGAACCCCAAACGCUUUGUUAUCGUAUUUCGACUGAAUUUUUGUUUCUUUUUGUUGCGCGUGUCAACAGAACGUCACGAGAAAAGUGUCAAUUUUGAUCAAACAACACGCUAUCUCUUACACACACGUGCGUACACAUACACUUUGUUUUCAUACACAAUUACUCUACUCCAAUUGUUUAAUAUGUAUUCAUGAGAACUACCGCACGACCCCCC